Molecule: messenger RNA, 1243 nt
Organism: Anas platyrhynchos (mallard)
Lineage: Eukaryota; Metazoa; Chordata; Aves; Anseriformes; Anatidae
Source: RefSeq, a predicted model, not a curated record
UGGAGUCUUGCCUUGACUGAGGUCCCGGCACCCCUCAUCCUGUGCAGAGCAGCCAUGGGGAGCGGCCGCAUCCUGGGAGCUGGGGCCGUGCUGGUGGCACUGGUGGUGCUGGGAGCCCGCCCGGCUGGAGGCGAGGAGACCAAGGGGUUCUUCCACUACUUGACGGUGGAUGAGUGUCACUACCUCAACGGCACCGAGCGAGUGAGAUACCUGUACAGGGACAUCUACAACCAGCAGCAGAACGCGCACUUUGACAGCAACGUGGGGCAUUUUGUGGCUGACACGGAACUGGGCAAGCCUAUAGCUGACGACUGGAACAAUCAGCCCAAAAUAACGGAGGACAUGCGGGCUAGAGUAGACACAUUCUGCCGAUACAAUUACUUUAUGGCCUCUUUCACCGUGGACAGGAGAGUUGAGCCCAAGGUGAGGGUCUCUCCCAUGCAGUCGAGCUCGCUGCCCCAGACCGACAGGCUGGCGUGCUACGUGACGGGCUUCUACCCCGCCGAGAUCCAGGUGAAGUGGUUCAAGAACGGCCAGGAGGAGACGAAGCACGUGGUGUCCACGGACGUGAUCCAGAACGGGGACUGGACCUACCAGGUGCUGGUGAUGCUGGAAAGCACCCCGCAGCACGGGGACACCUACGAGUGCCACGUGCAGCACGCCAGCCUGAAAAGCCCCAUCACCUACGAAUGGGUGCUCCCAGCGGAUGCCGCCAGGGGCAAGAUGCUGACGGGCGUCGGGGGCUUGGUGCUGGGGCUCAUCUUCCUGGCGCUGGGGCUCUUCCUCUACGUGCGCAGAAAGGGCGCAUCGCUCCCCCGGCUGCAGGGCUCCUGAAGCAGCUCCGGCUCCUGCGCCUCGGCUCCUCCGUGCCCAGCACCGCCUCUGCCCCGUGCUCGCCCGGCUCCUGCCCUCGAUACCCGGUCCCACAGCCCCACAGCCCUCUGCUGCUCCCCGGGGUCGCCCCCUGCCUUGAUCCGUUCCCAGCCCGGCUGUUUCUGGGGACAGGUGCUGGUGUCGUUCCUGCCCCAUUCACUCCCCCGCGCACACACAUAUUGGGUUGGGUCGAGACCUAUUGCCCCCGGGGCUCUUGGCCUCCUUGAGCCCUGUUACGGGCAGGCCUCAAAGGGUUGUAGGAAAUGGGGCCGCAUCAGGCUGGUGGAUGGUCACUAGUGGUGUCCAACAAGGCUCCAUUUUAGGGCCAGUCCUCUUCAAUGUCUUUAUAAACCAUGUGGAUGUAGGACUA